AUGGAAGACAUCUUUCGAAAGGUUGCCGGGGGCAUUGAAGCUGUGUUCGGAGGCGAGAAGCAUUCUCAUACUCACAUAGGCGAGGCUUGUCACGAUGUUCAUCCUCACCUUCACCGUGAGAAUCGCUACCAGUCCUUCGCCCCGCAGUCUUCUGGCCAUGCCAAGUGGUAUGUCGACGGAUGCUCCUAUUUCUGGGCCGUAUCGAUUGCUAUUGAGCAGGCUCGGCAGAGCAUUUACAUCCUUGAUUGGUGGUUGAGCCCCGAGCUCUAUCUCCGACGACCGCCAUCUCGAAAUGAGCAAUACCGACUCGACACCAUGCUCAAGGCUGCGGCCGAGAGAGGUGUCAAGGUCAAUAUCAUUGUUUACAAAGAGGUGCCUCAAGCCUUGACUUAUCAUGUACCUAGCGGGCACGACAUUCAGGCCGAUAUUGAGAGCGGGUUUCAAAACCUCAGCCUGGGAAGCUUCAACCUUUCCAAGGUGUCCGGAGAUGCUCUAAAGUCUCUCUAUGGUACAAGUGAUGAUGUUGUUCUUUUCUGGGCUCACCAUGAGAAGCUGUGUCUGAUCGACGAUACGAUCGCUUUCAUGGGUGGUCUGGAUAUGUGUUUUGGAAGAUGGGAUACAAACAGUCACCCAAUUGCGGACGCACAUCCUAGUAACCUGGACAAUAUCGUCUUCCCGGGCCAGGACUACAACAAUGCUCGUGUGUAUGACUUUGAGGACGUGGACAAGUGGGAGAACAACAAGCUGGAUAGAACUCAGAGCUCAAGAAUGGGCUGGUCGGACAUCAGCAUCAGCUUGUCUGGUCCCAUCGUAAACAGCUUGAACAUACAUUUCACCGAUAGAUGGAACUACAUCUUCAGCCAGAAGUAUCAUGCUAAAGAUGGCGAGAAAUACCAAAUGAUCCAGCCUCCGCCCUCUCAUGCAGUAGCUCCCGAAGGACACCCUACCGAGCACUCUAUUGCAAACGCCUAUAUGGAGGCAAUCCAGAACGCGCGGCACUUCGUCUACAUCGAGAAUCAGUUCUUCAUCACCGCUACCGAUGACAAGCAGCACCCUGUAGGGAACAAGAUUGGUGCUGCAAUGGUCUCGCGAAUCCUUCGGGCCUAUGAAGAAGGUGAAGACUUCCGCAUUAUCGUGCUCAUGCCCGCCGUUCCCGCCUUCGCAGGAGAUUUGGAGUCUGACGGUGCGCUUGGCACCCGAGCGAUUAUGGAGUUUCAGUACAACAGUAUCAACCGUGGAGGCCACAGCAUCAUUCAGGCUCUUUCCAAGGCCGGAGUUCCUGAUCCGGGGAAGUAUAUUGCCUUCUAUAACCUCCGCAACUUCGAUCGCAUCAACACUUCGGCUACUAUGGCCCAGGCUCAGCAGGAGAGCGGUGUCUCGUAUGAGGCUGCUCGCCGCGAGCAUGACGAUGCAGUAGAGUCAGGUUAUGAUGGCUAUUCUCGAGAAGAGACCUCCGGUCGCCUAGGAGAUCAGUAUCGUCGUUAUCAGGAGGCAGCCAGCCAUGCAGACGACCAGACCUGGGACACAAUCAGCUCAUGCUACAUGGAUAGUGGUCCGUCGCUGGAAUCUGUCUCAUGGCAAGGAAGCCCUGAGUCUGAAAUCGACGCUUUUGUAUCUGAGGAGCUGUACAUCCAUAGCAAGGUCCUCAUUGCUGAUGACCGGCUUGUGAUCUGCGGCUCAGCCAACCUGAACGACCGCUCUCAACUUGGCACGCACGACUCAGAAAUCGCCGUGGUCAUCGAGGACCCAACACCAGUAGAGUCACGCAUGAAUGGACAGCCCUACACGGCAUCACGAUUCGCCGCCUCACUGCGCCGACAGCUGUUCCGCAAGCAUCUUGGCUUGCUACCGGAUCAGCGUUGGGACCGUCCCGACCGUAACUGGACACCUGUCACUCAGGAUCCGAAUGAGUACGAUUGGGGCUCGCCUGCCGACUCGUUAGUGCGUGACCCCCUGGCAGACAACUUCGACCGUCUGUGGCGCAACACGGCUCGAGAGAACACUGAGGUAUUCAGCAAGGUGUUCCACAAUGUGCCCAAUGACAAGGUGCGCACCUGGAAGGACUACAAGGAGUUCUUUAGCAAGUAUUUUAUCAUCCCUGGUUCCGAGGACAAAGACAAGAAAGACGAGGAUAAGAAGAAGGAAGAAGCUGGAAAGGUCAUGUACGGCCAUGUAGUGCGCGAAGAAUUCCCCGGCGGCGUGGUUGAGGUCAAGGAGUGGCUAGGCCGAGUUCGCGGUACACUGGUCGAGAUGCCACUGGAUUUCCUAAUCGAGGUGGACGAUAUCGCGAAGGAGGGCCUGUCACUCAACAGCUUCACAGACGAGUUGUACACAUAG
This is a messenger RNA of Phaeoacremonium minimum UCRPA7, 2337 nucleotides long. RefSeq names its product putative phospholipase d protein. Lineage: Eukaryota; Fungi; Ascomycota; Sordariomycetes; Togniniales; Togniniaceae. Gene Ontology annotation, molecular function: D-type glycerophospholipase activity. The coding region runs from base 1 to 2337 and encodes 778 amino acids. The record is from RefSeq and is a predicted model, not a curated record. Gene Ontology annotation, biological process: cell motility; intracellular signal transduction; phosphatidic acid biosynthetic process. The transcript has 9 exons.